Protobothrops mucrosquamatus (brown spotted pit viper) is the source of this 3144-nucleotide messenger RNA. It is a transcript of the gene LIMD1, whose product is annotated as LIM domains containing 1. Gene Ontology annotation, cellular component: nucleus; P-body; transcription regulator complex. The transcript has 8 exons. Gene Ontology annotation, molecular function: transcription corepressor activity. The record is from RefSeq and is a predicted model, not a curated record. The coding region runs from base 9 to 2042 and encodes 677 amino acids. Lineage: Eukaryota; Metazoa; Chordata; Lepidosauria; Squamata; Viperidae. Gene Ontology annotation, biological process: cytoskeleton organization; regulation of DNA-templated transcription; response to hypoxia.
AUUUAAAAAUGGAUAAAUACAAUGAUCUGGGUUUAGAGGCAAGUAAAUUUAUAGAAGACCUCAAUAUGUAUGAAGCUUCCAAAGAUGGUCUCUUUCGAGUAGACAAAGCUGUUGGAAAUAACCCAGAAUUUGAAGAAACCAGAAGAGUUUUUGCUACAAAAAUGGCUAAAAUUCACCUGCAGAAACAACAAGAACAAGAGGAACUGGUGAAAGGAGCCUCGGGGGCUUUGAAUGGUGGAUUUAAUUUUGGUGGUCAGCUUCCAAGUUAUUUUGUAGUCAAAGACACCACAGGAACAAAUAAAUUGCAUCCAGGAGAAAAUGUUGCUAAGCCCCCUUUGUCUGUACCAUCAACAGUAUGUGCAGGUCAUCAGCUCGCUUUUCCAAGCCAGCCUCAAUGUCACAGUGAUGGGGAGCGAACAAAAAUAUAUCAAGAUGACUAUGGAUAUAGCAGCAGUCUACAGAGUCCAGAAACUCCUGGAGAAUCAAGUUGCCACAGAUCAGGUCAGACAAACCCAGGUGGUUCUAAGGCAGUUCUUCCUUCCCUGUCAUGGGAUGAACACAGCAAUGGUGAUAAUCAAACAGGUGUUCAAGGAAGGAGGAAAAGUGCUAGUAAGCUUUGCAGCCAGAAAUCAAAUAUCGGCUCCCAAUUAUGGUCAAACAGCCAAGAUGGCUCAUUGCAGAGAAGCCCUACAAAACCUCAUGCAGAUCUUCAUCUAUGCCAACAAUCUCAAAGCCCUUACAGAUCUUCAGAAAGUGGGUAUGGAAGUCAGGAAAGUGGAAAUGAAGGCUCUGGACUUAAAAGCUGUAUCCAAAACCUAACUUGCCAGAGACCAUCUUUUUCCCAUGAUAGUACCCCCUUGUCUUCUUCAGUUGGGAUUGAUGAUGAAUCAGCCAUGAGAUAUUCACAGCAGAAAUCUCCAUCAUGUUCUGUUUCAUCAGUACAUUCUUCUCAGACUCAUCAGUCUGUUAAUUUUCAUCCAAAUAAAAGUAGUGGAGACAACCACCCAAGGCACAGCAAAAGCACUCAACCUUCAAUUUCUACUCCAGUGCCUUCAAGUGCAGAUUAUCAGCAGCACAAUAUUCAUCCAUACACUUCAGAUCAUUUUGUAGUUCAUGGUCAAAAUCACAGGCUUAAUUCUUCUGGUUCUGGUCUGAGUCUUGAGCAGAAUUCUAUCACUGCAACAUCUCAUGGACCAAUGAUUUCUGAUGUUCCCAAAUCUCCUUUUAAGGAGAGUAUCGCUGUUCAGCAGCAUGACUCUGGUCCCCAAGAAAUGUCUGGUUCUGCAAAAAUAAAAUUACCCUGUCAGAUGCUCCUUUCACAGCAAGACCAAGGGCCCUCUACUGCUGAAUUAAAAUUAGAAGCUCUUACUCAGCGCCUGGAGCAAGAGAUGGAUGCAUGUCCCAAGGCUGACUACUUUGGAACCUGUGUGAAAUGCAACAAAGGUGUAUAUGGUGCAAACCAGGCCUGCCAGGCAAUGGGGAAUCUCUACCAUGAUGGAUGCUUCACCUGUGGAGCAUGUAGCCGAAAAUUGAGAGGAAAGGCCUUUUAUUUUGUUAACGGGAAGGUGUUUUGUGAAGAAGACUUUCUGUAUUCAGGCUUUCAACAGUCAGCUGAUCGAUGCUAUAUAUGUGGUCAUUUGAUCAUGGAUAUGAUUUUGCAAGCUUUGGGGAAGUCAUACCAUCCAGGCUGUUUCCGUUGUAUGAUUUGUAAUGAAUGUCUUGAUGGAGUGCCAUUCACAGUAGACAGUGAGAACAAAAUCUACUGUGUCCGAGAUUACCACAAAGUUUUGGCGCCAAAAUGUGCAGCUUGUGGCCUUCCUAUUUUGCCAACUGAAGGAUCUGAUGAGACUAUCCGUGUGGUGUCAAUGGACAAGGAUUAUCACAUAGAAUGUUACCGCUGUGAGGACUGUGGAAUGGAACUCAAUGAUGAAGAUGGUCACCGUUGCUACCCAUUAGAUGAACAUUUGCUUUGCCAUUCUUGCCAUCUUAAGCAUAUAGAAAAAGGCACUAGCCCUGUAGCUUCCUAUUGGCAUCACUAUUAGUUGGCUAAUAGUGUUAAAAGUUUCCAGAAUCCUGUCAAAGGAAUCAGUAAUUUGGGAGAGCAGUUGUAUCCAUAUGGGAGUGAAGAUCUUUUAUGUGCAUAGGAGACUGACAGGAUACAUAUGGUAUUAUCCAGAGUACUUGUAGUUUCUCUGCCCUUAAGCUGAAAAAGGGGAAAGGGAUAUUUGGGUCAUUUGAUAAAAAAAAUGUUAGAAGCAAAUAUGAUGCAGCCUUCCAAACUGUAGGUCUUCAGAUCUGUACAGUAUAUAUGUCAAUUAUAGUUCUUACCAUCAUGUGUGGAGAUGCAGUAUAUUUUGAAAUAAUAGAAAAUAUUGUAGCUUGGGUUUUAGAUUUUGGCAGAGGUUUGCUCUCCAAACUUGUUUUAAUUUAGUUUCUGAACGUUUUGUUGCCAGACUAGGUAACAUCACCAGCAGGAUUUUCUUGUCCUAUUUUCUUUAGCUUAUUAGAUACAGUAUACAUUUUACUAGUUGGUCCAGAUGGUGACUGGUUUUGAGUUCUAUCAAUGUAUUAAUGGGCUGUCUUAGUGAGCUUAGUGUUAAUUUUUUUUAGUGCAGGUUGCCUUCUGCCUCCCUCUUUAUAAUUUGAUCCAGAUUUCUAAAAUUGCAGAUAUUUUGAAAACAAUUCAUCUGGUAUUUUCCCCAUUUCAUUUAGAGUCCAAUCUUUCUACAUAACUUCAGAAAUGAGACAUUAUGUACAUGUGUGAAAUACCAGAUGGUCAGAAUAACCGAGAGCACAUAUGGAGACAAUUGAUAGAUGUAGCUACUUUUAUAACUUUUAUUUGAGCACUUGAAACAAUUUGAGAUGAUAUGAACUUUUGAGGUAAUUUUUUUUAGAGAAACACUGAGAAUUAUCUGUACUGAAGGAAUAAAAACUAAUAUCUAUUUCUUGAAUUCUUGGGCCUUAAAUCAUAGAUGUUAUGUUUAAUAUGUCUGAUAUUACAUCUUGUGUACUAGUUACUAAUUCUUAGGAUAAACCUAAGCAGAUUAGAUAAUGUUAAUUUAAUUUUUUGUCCCAGAUGUUUAUCAUUUGAUUAUCCAUAUAAUACCCAACUUUAUUGUGUGUCAAUAAACUAAUUUCACAUCA